UGAAGAGACUUUCCCGGAAAUGUACCCGCGACAUUAGGUCUCCUGCAACGUUUGCCACCUUACAGCAUGACCGACAGCAGUCCAGGUGGCUAUUAUGUCGUUCACGGCGGCUGACUCCAAUGAGCAGGCGGCCACCGCGGACACAGUCGGCCUUUUACAAACACAGCGUCCAGAAGUGCCGGCCUCCUGUCGGAAACUUUGUGUUUUUGUCCCCGUCGCAACUCGCCCGGCCAUGUCUUCCGCCUCCAACGGCAGCGCGCGCUUCAACGAGGCCCGCAGAGUGGCGAUCUUCGGCGGGACUCACGGCAACGAGAUGUCCGGCGUGACGCUCGUCAACCUGUGGAUGAAGAACGGCGCCGAGAUCCAAAGGAAGACCGUCGACACCAAGCCUUUCAUCACCAACCCCAGGGCUGUGGAGAAAUGCGCCAGAUACGUGGACACCGACCUCAACCGAGCUUUCACGCCAGAAAACCUCAGUGCUUCCGGGGGCAAGGAGUUACCCUACGAGGUGCAGAGAGCUCAGGAGAUCAACAGACUGUUUGGCCCGAAAGGAAGCCCGGAGGCCUACGAUGUCAUCUUUGACCUCCACAACACCACGUCGAAUAUGGGCUGCACUCUCAUUCUGGAGAACUCAAAAGACCACUUCAAUCUGCAGAUGAUGAACUACAUAAAGAAAGCCACGGCUCCCGCCGGUUGUCUCGUUCUGCUAAACGAACAUCCUCUUCUGAAAUAUUCCACUUCCCGCUCGGUAGCCAAACAUCCCGUUGGCUUGGAGGUGGGUCCUCAGCCCCAAGGGGUUUUGAGGAGUAACAUAUUUGAAGCCAUGAGGGUCAUACUGAAACAUGCUCUGGACUUCAUCGCUUUGUUUAAUGAAGGCAUGGAAUUUCCGUCCUGUACAGUGGAAGUUUUCCGGGUUUCAGAGAGGGUUGACUACCCCAGAGACGCCAAUGGAAACAUUAUUGCCAUGGUGCACCCCAAUCUGCAGGACUGCGACUGGGAGCCAUUGAACCCGGGCGACCCGAUGUUCCAAACAUUUGAUGGGAAGACCGUUCCCUACCAAGGCGCCGGCACUGUUUAUCCCACGUUUAUUAAUGAGGCAGCCUAUUAUGAAAAACAACAGGCAUUUGUGACCACUAGACGAGAAACUCUAGUGGCAAGCGCCAUCAGAAAAGCAUGAAAAGAAAACCGUGGAUUCGGAGGGCGCACGUGAGCCACCACAACAAUUUGUAUAUAUCUUUUGCACUUUCUUCCUCACAUAACAAUCGAUGCCAUCUUCUGCUCAAUGGUUUUAUUUUUUUGUGCACUUAAUGACAGAAAAUCAGUUAACUAUGCAAAGAACGUGGAAUCUUUGCAAGGCAAAGACUUUGCUGUGACGAGUCUUUAAUCUGAAGAUUUAAGGUACAGUAUUUGUGGUUAAUUUAUGAUAGUUAUUUAAAAAAUAUACUUUUGAUUAAAUCAAUCCUUUUAUGAGAUUAAAUCUCGAGGUUAAUCAUUAAAGGCCUGAUUUGUUCCUGCUUUAUGAUUAGUUGCUGUACAUUUCCUUUUUAUGCUCAGGAAGCCAAUUGGGGAUCAUAACCUGCAACCUUUGACCCCCCAGCCGCAGUGAUUUGUCUUCCUCAUGAAUAUAUUUGUAAGAUCCCGGGAGGUUAUUUGUGGCCUUUGAAACUAUUUGCCUGUAACUUUUGUGGUUGCAUCUGUGGUGCUCCUAAUCCUAUUGUUGCCUUAAAAAAAAAAGACUAAAUUGCACUGCCAAAUUGAAGUUGAUGUGUUUGAUAAUAACAUACAGGUAUUUUAAUAAUAAGAAUGCAGUAUACACUGUAUGCUCCUUCCUUCUCUACACAAUGAAAAUGAAAAAGUAAUAUGUGUCUAUUUUGGUAUUCUCGUACUGUGUAGCUGUUCUCAAGUCAGAUGUAGAUAGUUUUUACGUUUUGAUGUCUUUGUCGUCAUCAAGGGUAUCCUUGUGGUCUCAUCGUAAUAAUGUUUCAUCAUUUUACGUGUUGCCACCAUUUAUACGAGAAUCAAAGUUCACUGUCCUUUCAAUCCUGUGGAAAUAGUCCCAAAAAUAAAUGUCAAAUAUCGAU
This is a messenger RNA of Phycodurus eques (leafy seadragon), 2081 nucleotides long. RefSeq names its product aspartoacylase (gene aspa). Bases 95 to 1177 code for a protein of 360 amino acids. Lineage: Eukaryota; Metazoa; Chordata; Actinopteri; Syngnathiformes; Syngnathidae. The record is from RefSeq and is a predicted model, not a curated record. The transcript is spliced from 6 exons. Gene Ontology annotation, molecular function: hydrolase activity, acting on carbon-nitrogen (but not peptide) bonds, in linear amides; hydrolase activity, acting on ester bonds.